This is a messenger RNA of Ogataea polymorpha, 1345 nucleotides long. RefSeq lists its product as uncharacterized. The transcript has 2 exons. NCBI's taxonomy places the organism in Eukaryota, Fungi, Ascomycota, Pichiomycetes, Pichiales, Pichiaceae. Bases 132 to 893 code for a protein of 253 amino acids. The record is from RefSeq and is a predicted model, not a curated record. Gene Ontology annotation, biological process: cellular response to oxidative stress; protein N-linked glycosylation. Gene Ontology annotation, cellular component: endoplasmic reticulum membrane.
CAGACUCUGAUUACGCCAACCACCCGCCUCCCACGGAUUCGGAGGCCGAGUAUGAGCCACUGCCCGUGUAUGUUUCAUCGUCGACGUCGUUGGCCACUCUGAACAACAGGGGCGGACGACCGCCUUCCAACAUGCUGCACUCUCGAAACGGCUCGCGCGAGACGCUUCUGGAGAACGAGGACUUGGUCAACCAGGUGAUCCUGUUUGGUAUUUCCUCCACAGCCACCACAGACCUCAACCGACAACGCAAUUCUCUCAAAGAGCUGGGACUCAAAAGACUCUCUCCCCGGGAACACAUUGCCGUUGCGAUCUGCCGGGAUUUCUCGCUUUUGGUGAUAAUUAAAAACCUGGUUGUCCUGUGGCACUCCUGGUACACCAUGAUGUACGACGAGCCGUUCCAGAUCAACGUGACGUCGGUGCGGGCGUCGGAAUUCUUUCUUGCCGGAAUCUGGUGCAUGGUGUCUGGAUUUCUGUCGUACUCGAUUCUGGACGGGCUGAUGGUGCGGUGGAUCGUGAUGUAUGCGAUCCAGGCGGCUAUAGUGCGGAUGUUGAGCAUGUCGCUCCUGAUCGUUGCUCUUGUGGAAGUGCUGACGUUCAUGUUCAAUAACAAGCAGAACGAGUACUGUUUGCCGGUGUGGAUUUUGAUUAGUUGCGUGAUGACGCUCAUCUACAUUAUCCAGAACUUUGUCACUUCAAAUCUGCGUCUGGACCGCCAUUUGCAGGACAAAGACGAGCCCAAGCAACGAAGCAAGGUGCCGCGCACCGUGGACCUCUACAACAUCACCGUUUUCGCAGUCGUGCCCAUUGGGCUGGCUAGCUUUGUGACCAUGAUAGGCCUGAUCCGGCUGGUCCUGAUCCUGCGGCUAGAAGCGGUGAUGGAAAAAGACUUGUAGUGCUGCCGGCACUUGGCUAUUUUUCGUAGCGAAACCUAAAUCCUCCUCGCACCUAAAAUAUUUUUCAUCAGUUUUAAUUAGUUAUGGUCGUCCACAUCCUCGGAAAAGCCAUCAAAGGCAAGGCCAAGGUCGACAUCGGACUCGCACACACAUUUUUCGGCGUCGGGCUCAAAACGGCCGAGAAAAUUUGCGCCAAGGUCGGCCUCUACCCCAGCAUGCGCAUGCACCAGCUAAACGAAACACAGGUGAUGGCAGUGACCAAGGAACUUACAGACAUGACCAUCGGAUCGAGACUGUUGCAGCAGGUGCGUUCCAACAUCAAGCUCAAGCGGGCGAUCGGUUCGUACCAGGGUCUCAGACACGCAAUGGGACUGCCUGUGCACGGUCAACGUACCAAGUACAACGCCCGUACUGCAAGACGUUUGAAUAAGCUCAACAGAACUCAAUAAAAU